Molecule: messenger RNA, 5349 nt
Organism: Pygocentrus nattereri (red-bellied piranha)
Lineage: Eukaryota; Metazoa; Chordata; Actinopteri; Characiformes; Serrasalmidae
Gene: gal3st4
Product: galactose-3-O-sulfotransferase 4
Exons: 4
Coding region: 782-2194 (470 amino acids)
Biological process (GO): glycolipid biosynthetic process
Cellular component (GO): membrane
Molecular function (GO): galactosylceramide sulfotransferase activity
Source: RefSeq, a predicted model, not a curated record
CUCACCGCCCGCCCGCCCUAAAGCUGAAACACGCACACACACGCACACGCGCGCGCACACACGCCUCCCAGAACACAAAGCUUCCCUUUUUCGUAAUUUAAACCUAAAACCUGAAGCGGUGUGUGGGAGGCGGUCGCUCUGGGGCCGGACGCCUGCACGCAGCGGCAGUAGCGGAUCUUCGAGCCCCAGUCGGUGUUUUCUGUCAGCGGCUCUGUUACAUCUCAGCGGCGCGGGCUGGAUGUAAGUCGCGGCCGGCAGGCGGGCUAAUCCGAGAUGCUCCGCGGCUGCUGGAGCUCCGCUGACACCGGCCCGCUUUCAUCAUGCUCUGCAGACGGUCGGCGAGGUAAGCGUGACCGCCGCGCAGCGACAGAGGAGACGAGUUCACACGAUGAGAGAGAGCCGGACUCGGCGCUGCGAGACACGGGCGGUGAUUCAGCUGCUCGCCUCCCUUUGUUGGAGUGGAUGAUGUUUUCUGAGAAAGACGGAGGAAGACAGAAAGCCAUCCGACCUGCAAGUCGAGACAAGCGUGUCAAAACAACGCCUGCCUGCAUUCCGCCAUACUUGGCCUUUCCCCGUCUUUCUGUACACAGACGGAGCUUCUUCGGCUCAUUUUGUGCGCUGAUUUAAUGUAGUUGAACGGAAACGUAGCCGUGCCGCGCAGCCAUUGCAGUGCGAAGGGAUUACAGGCUAAAGAGUCAGUUUGCUGUCCUCUAAUCAGAAGUCAGUCGGAUGUCCGUUGCUGUGGUUGGUUUGCGUUUUUUUGCCGCGAUAAAGCAGGAGGAUGCGGUGGCUGGGGUGCUAUCGGCUGGGACCGAUGUGGAAAGCACUCCUGGUGUUUGUGGUUAUUGCCUUUGCUGGUCAGCUCCUGGGGGUGCUCUUCAAUAAAAGCUGGGUGCAGCCAGAGCGGCCUCGUUCUCUGUUCUCCAUCUCCUCUGAGAACGGCCAGGUGCCUCCUGGCUCCUGUCGACCACACACCCACGUCAUGUUCCUGAAGACCCACAAGACAGCCAGCAGCACUGUUCUCAAUAUGCUGUACCGCUUUGGUGAGGAGCAGGGCCUGCACUUCGCCCUCCCAGUGGGCUACCAGUUUGGAUAUCCUCUACCUUUCAUAGCCCAGAGAGUCAAAGGGUACAGGGGCCCCCACGUAGCACAAUUUGACAUCAUGGGAAAUCACAUGCGCUUCAACAAGCCAGAGGUGGAAAAGGUCAUGCCUGCUGACACCUUCUGUUUCUCUAUUUUGAGAGACCCUGUUGCAUUAGCUGAGUCCUCCUACGCUUAUUAUAAAAAUGUUGCCCCUGCCUUUCGACGUGCGAAGGGACUGGGUGACUUUGCAGACAACCCUCGCAAAUAUUACGAUCCUCGCUUGCGCAACAACCACUACGCCCGCAACCUUCUGUGGUACGACUUUGGCUUAGAUCACAACGCCAACUUCUCUGUGUCACUUGCCAAACGUGGUGAAGCAACAAUACGACGGAACUUCAGACUCAUCCUUCUGUCUGAGUAUUUCGAUCAGUCAAUGGUGCUGCUCCGUCACGCCCUCUGCUGGCCUCUUGAUGCUGUUGUCUCUUUCAGCCUGAAUGCUAGGCAGCAGAUGCCCAAAGGAAGGUCAGUCUGGGUGGGGAAGGCUGCUGCCCCAGCCCCUCUGGCCCUUACCGAAGAGCAGAGGCAGAAACUGCGGGAGUGGAAUGCCCUGGACUGGCAUCUUUACCAAGCCUUCAACCACACUUUCUGGGCUGAGGUGGAGCGCUUCGGCCGGGCACGGAUGGAAGCGGAGGUGAUCUUGCUUAGGAGCAGGCGGGAGAUCCUGGCUCGUGUGUGCCUGCGUGACGGGGGCCAGCCUGUGGAAGCCAGUCGUAUCCGGGAUAAGGCUAUCCGCCCAUUUCAAAGUGGCCUGGUGAAGAUCUUGGGCUAUGAGCUUCAGCCUGGACUUGAUAAUGCCACAAAGGAAGCCUGCUUACGCAUGAUCAGGCCAGAGAUCCAGUACAAGGACCUGUUGGAUCUCCGUCAGUUUCCACGUGCCCAGCAGCCCCCAGGACAAGCAGUUGCUGCUGGUGGGGCUGCUGUCAGGAGGGACCCUUUGUCUUCCAGGACUGGGGAGCACUUGGGGGAGUCAAUAGAAAGGGACUGGGAUAGAACCAUACUGGUGCGUAAUCAGUCCGUACAGCAAGUGGACGGUAAGGGAAAGCUUAGAUAGUGAGUGAGCUAGUCACACCCAUUUGCCUCAAGGUCAGACAUAGGCCUAAUUUAACAUUCUAAUUUAAGGCUCUAAUGGGCCUCUGCACUACUUAGAGCUGGAGUCAGAUACUGGACUUGUAGAUCUCCGCUCAGCUCCCGAACUUUUCCUCAUCUUGUCCUUCUCCACUGUCAUAGACGUCAUUGAGUAAAGAGAACUGUUUUGAGGUACCCGAUAUAAACCACCCACAUGAUACAGUCAGCAUCAUUAUACAACUGAAGGACUAGUGCAUGUUGGACGAUCUGGGUAAGCAGCUCAUUUACUUCAGUGUCUGCUUGAAAUGAGCUGUGAUAUAGUAUGAAAGCAUCCUUCAUGCUACAGUCUGUCUCUCGCACAAACACACUUUACGUUUCAUUCUACACAAGUACACACAGAUACUUAGGCUUGUGGUGACAUCGCACUUUUUGACAUUGACACUGCUUAGGUAUCUGGGGACAACGCUGAAAUACAGUGCAAAAGCUAUUGAUUGGAGUGAAAAUGCCACUAAAGCAAAAGCUUAAACCCUUAACUGUCUGGCACAUCAUUCUGAAAUAAAUACAAACAAGUAAUGUCUUUAUUUAGAGGGGUAGGCAUUCAUUUAUGGUAAGUACAUCACUGUAACUCUCCGACAGCUAGCCUUACAAAGAAAAGGCUGUAGAAAGAAUACACCCUGUCCAGAGGCCUAUAAUAAGAGCAGACAUUACAUUAAGCUUUUUUGUCAUAAUGACUCUUUGUGGGUCUGUGAAAGUGAUGUCUCCAGUUGAUGACACUGUGAAAUAAUUUACCAUCCAGUACAUGCAUUAUUGCCAGUCUCUGGUCUGUUAAAGAGAAAACACUGUUCCACUCAUGGUGAUCUACCUCUUGGCAGCUUGUCAGAGGUUGAUAUUUUCUGUUGGUUGUUGUAUUGUUAAAUAUCUCUGUCUAGAAUGGUACAUAUUUGUCAUUUUGCAUUCAGUUCAAUCAUAACACAGCAGUAUAGUAUUGCCCAUCAUGUCAGUUUUGCCUUUCACAGAGGAAGUUUGUUAACUACAAUGAUGUGAUACCACUUGACAGACUAUAUGUCUGUAAUUUUGUGCAUGAUGAUGCUGAACAGUUAUUCUAGAUCGAUCAGAGGAAUGAAUUUGCGGUGAACAAAAACACUAAGAAAUUAAGUGUUUGUAGAUGGUGAAUGUUUGGUGGCAUGGAAAAUACUAGAAAACCUAGUAUGCCAGAAGACUAUCACAUUCACUUUGUCAGUACACAACCCAGGGAAAUUCAUGUCCAAAUCUGAAACAAAUUUAGUAACUUUGCCUUAUUGGAGCAGGGCUUGACUUUGAAAGCUUGCUGUAUUUAUUAUGUUUUUUGUAAAAAAAAAAAAAAAAAAAAAAAAAUCUCAAUAUAUGUAAUGCAUUUCUAUUUUCAAAAUGCAAGUGUCUCUUCCACUCUAAAAUUGACGAGAUGUAAUUGUGUUUGAACUUGACUGGAAUGCACUGUGCAGCUUGAUAUAGCUCAGCAUAUUAAUAGCUUAUCAUAUGCAACUUCCAAUGCGCGCAGAGUACGCAUCUUCAGAUGUAUUAAUUUAUUACUUUACGGUUUAAGCAUCAUUAUUAAAGAGAAACAUUCCAUGAUUGGCCAUCGUCAUUAUAGCAAGUGAAGAAAUGUACUGUAUGUUAUAAUACUUUAUGCAUGUUUACAGAUAGCAUUGAUUGACACCAGUGUUUGAUAGAAAACCUGUUUAAUUUCUCAGUAGUUGUCGCACUACAGUUCUUAAUGUAUUUACUACACUUGAUUUGUUAGCAUAGCUUACUUUUCUUCCAUCAUAUAUCUUAGCAGUCAUUAAUAUCUCAAGCCUAUGGAAAAAUCUGUAAAGAGAUGCAGGAGGUAGACAAAACAUGACAAACACCAGGUGAAAUAGGCAUAACUUUUUAAAGCAACUAAAUCUGUUUUAAAGCAAUAUUUGCUUUUUUAUUCAUUAGAAUAUUAAUAUACCUUUUGUGCUAGAAAAGACUUCACAUUCUUGAGCAAUACUGACAGUUUGUGAUAGAAACGGUGGAAACUAAUCAAAAGGUACAGCAAGCCAGCGUCAUAUGAAAAAAGGAAAAGAUGAUGCAGUAUGGAGGGGAGUGGUGGUUGAAAAUUGAAGCUGAGCACAAUAAAUUCUCCUUGGUCUCAACUAAAAUUGCAUACCAUUAGAUUCUCCAAAUUCAUUCCUGGUAAGGCUGCCAUCUGCCAUCUCCACCGCCACUUUAAAAGAACAGAAAACCACAUGUGUUGAGUGGAAGAAAGCAAUAUCAAUCGUAUCUGUAGUUUUCUUCUUGUAAUCUACAUCUGCGGAAGCUUUUCUUCUGGGAAAAUAGAUGGACAGCUUGAAUCCGAAUAGCCUGCUCCCAUCGCUUCAUCAUUUUAGUACUGAUGUAACAGUGUGUAAAGAAGUCCUUAUUACUGAUGCCUAUGAAUGUUCCCUGGUGUUUCCAUUAUUUUGUCUACCCCUAUAAUAUUUGCUUGUGUGUCACAAUGCAAAAAAAAUAAUAAUAAUUUACAUUACCUUUGGUACUUUCGCUUAAAGGUACACCAAAGAGUUGCAGAUACUUCUAUGGUAUGAAAUAUGGAACUUGUGACUGUGAAAAUGGAAAUAAGUUAUUGAUCAGAUAGCAUCAACACUCUUCACUGUGGGGAGGAAAUCAAACAAAGCAACCUCUAACACCCAAGUGGUUCCAAAAACAAUCAACUUGAGUCUGAGUCAUCAUGAGUUUGAUGCAGCUGACACCAAGUGACAUCUUAAAAGGAGACGUCUGAGAAGCAUGAAAAAAUGUGUAAAAGGUUAAUUGCUGAGCAAGCUGUCAGAAAUGACAGUAAUACCACUUUGCUCCCCCAGCUAGCUUUCUUCAGUACCACAAUCCUCUGUCUAUGGUUAAAAUUCAACAUGAAUUGAGUUUGCAGUGAGGACUCUGACACCAUUAUAAAGAACAGUACAGUAAAUAUUAUUUCUCUUUCUGGCUGAGCUGUUUGAACCUUGGCAAUUCAUGUACAAUAUUUAUUCUCUUUGUUACUUGAAAAUUGGGGUUUAUUUGAAGCCUUUGUGAGUAUGGGGUUGUGUUGGAUCUGGUUUACUUGUAUGUAGUGGAAUGGAAUAAAACACUUUCAGUAAGAGAAGUGAA